This is a messenger RNA of Puccinia graminis f. sp. tritici CRL 75-36-700-3, 543 nucleotides long. RefSeq lists its product as uncharacterized. The record is from RefSeq and is a predicted model, not a curated record. Lineage: Eukaryota; Fungi; Basidiomycota; Pucciniomycetes; Pucciniales; Pucciniaceae. Bases 1 to 543 code for a protein of 180 amino acids. The transcript is spliced from 2 exons.
AUGGCACCGCAAGAAGACAAGCCUGACUUGAUCUUCAUAACAGAAUCUGUUGGCCUUCAGGAACCGGCCCCAAUCACUCCGCCUCCCCAUGCAAAUCAUUGCACACCCAGCCUGGAGGAUAGAUCCCAAGGCCCCAACCCAUCCAUUGCCGUUUGGAUCCAAUACUGGCUGUACUACAACAUCCAGAUGUCUGGGGGCCCUAUGCCCCCAAUCAACCUAAAUUUCAAGGACAUGACUCUAUCCUUGCUCAAGAACUUUGUAUUCAAACACCUGCGUAAUGAGAGCCAAUCCAAAUAUCCAAUCAAUUUGAUAGCAACUCAAGCCAAGCAGGCUGCAGUGCUACACUGGGCCUACAUGGUAGAAGAACCAAAUGGCUCCAAUCCGUUGACGGCGCACCCUGUUCCCAUGUUGGAUUUCCAAGAGUUUGUUCAAGCGGGGGAGAACUUGUAUCAUGUGGCCAAGGUUGCUAUUUACCUUGAAAUGCCAGAGGCCACUGACAAAACCAAUCCAUGGGGUAGUUACAUUGGUUGUGCAUGUAUGUGA